This is a messenger RNA of Phaethon lepturus (White-tailed tropicbird), 812 nucleotides long. RefSeq names its product monofunctional C1-tetrahydrofolate synthase, mitochondrial-like. NCBI's taxonomy places the organism in Eukaryota, Metazoa, Chordata, Aves, Phaethontiformes, Phaethontidae. The record is from RefSeq and is a predicted model, not a curated record. The transcript has 7 exons. The annotation marks the transcript as partial. Gene Ontology annotation, molecular function: ATP binding; formate-tetrahydrofolate ligase activity.
UAACUGAAGCUGGCUUUGGUGCUGACAUUGGGAUGGAGAAAUUCUUCAACAUCAAAUGUAGAGCCUCUGGCUUGGUUCCCAGUGUGGUUGUACUUGUUGCUACAGUGAGGGCUUUGAAGAUGCAUGGAGGUGGGCCAAAUGUAACUGCUGGUGCCCCCUUGAAGAAAGAAUAUACAGAAGAGAACCUCCAGCUGGUAGCUGAUGGCUGCUGUAAUCUACAGAAACAGAUUCAAAUUUCUCAGCUCUUUGGAGUUCCUGUUGUGGUGGCUCUGAACAUCUUCAAAACUGACUCUCCUGCUGAGGUUGACCUGGUGUGUAAGAUUGCAAAGCAGUCUGGAGCAUUUGAUGCUGUACCCUGCAAUCACUGGUCGGCUGGCGGCAGAGGAGCAGUAGAAUUAGCUCAAGCUGUGGAAAAGGCAGCCAGUCAGAAGACCAGUUUCAAAUAUCUCUACGGCUUGGAGCUUCCUAUUGUUGAAAAAAUAAGAAUCAUUGCUCAGAAGGUGUAUGGAGCUCAGGAUAUAGAGUUGUCUCCUGCUGCUCAGUCACAAGUUGAUCGUUACACCCGGCAGGGAUUUGGAAAUCUUCCCAUUUGUAUGGCAAAAACUCACCUAUCCCUCUCCCAUCAGCCUGAGAGGAAGGGUGUUCCCACUGGUUUCAUUUUGCCAAUUAGUGAUGUGCGAGCCAGUAUUGGAGCUGGAUUCAUCUACCCUUUGGUAGGAACGAUGAGCACCAUGCCAGGACUGCCCACGAGGCCAUGCUUCUAUGACAUCGACCUCGACCCUAUCACAGAGCAAGUGAAAGGAUUGUUUUGA